AUGGUAUAUCUAAGCUUGAGGAAUACAAAUGUGAAAUUCAUUCCAGGAUCAAUUGGAAAGCUUCGAAAUCUAGAAACCUUGGAUUUGGAAGGUACAAACUUAACAGAGUUGCCUAUCGAAAUAGGAAAGCUUCGGAAACUUCGAUAUCUUGUGCCUAAUACGGGGGUUGUAUUCCCGGUGGAAAUAGGGAAUUUGUCAUUCCUGCAAACGCUCGGAAGGAUCGAGGCAGGCAAAGUCAAUGGCAACAUUAUAAUGAGAGAGGUGGGGAAACUUACCCAACUAAAAUCUUUGUAUAUUUCAGGGUUGAGAACAGAAGACGGAAAAAUCCUAUGCUCGUCUCUUGAAAAAUUGGGCAACCUCCGUACAUUGUGGGUUGAAGCACAUGCACCACGAGGAAAAUGGAAUGAGUUUGAGUUGCUUGAUCUGAAGACAUUAUCUUCGGGUCCUCCACUUCUACAAAAACUUUACUUGUUUGGACAUCUAGAGGAGACACCACAUUGGAUAGCUUCUCUUCAUAGUCUGGUCUUGGUAAAUCUAGGGUGGAGCAAAUUAAGGGAUGACCACCAACUGCAAUGGCUACAAGAUUUGCCAAAUCUCCAGCUUAUGUCAUUCCAUCAUGAUGCGUAUGUUGGGGAGGAAUUAUGUUUCAAGGCUGGAGGAUUUAAGAGUCUCAAAUAUUUACGGCUUUCCUUUUUAGAAGAACUGAGAUGGGUGAGAUUAGAGCAGGGCGCCAUGCCUCAUCUUGAAGAUCUAACAAUUUGGUACUGUGAUUUGAUGGGGUAUCCAAUUGGAAUCGAACAUCUAACCAACCUUCGAUCAAUUUCGCUACAUCUAGUGGAUAAAUUAAAGCCUCAGAACUUGUCAGAUAGAGAUAGAGAUGAUGUAUGGGAUGACAACAAACUUGCAAACAUCCCUCAUAGGGAUAUCUGGAGUUGCACGGACGUCUUGGAAUAAAAAGGAGAAGUUGAAAUCACUGUCUCGUGGCUAGACUCGUGGUGGAGGUGGUGGUCGUGGUCUAGGCAUUAUGUUAUAAUUUUGGAUUGAUAUCAUCUAGUGAUGUAAUAUUUGAAAUAAUAUCAAGAUCUCUUAUUACCAUGUGCAAUCUUUGGUUAAGCCUCUACUUCAAAUUUGUUUUUCUCUUUGGCUAAAGAUCUUAAGCUGUCAAAAUUGAUAGUCUCUCAACCAAA
This is a messenger RNA of Ilex paraguariensis (yerba mate), 1187 nucleotides long. The record is from the annotation of a GenBank genome assembly. Lineage: Eukaryota; Viridiplantae; Streptophyta; Magnoliopsida; Aquifoliales; Aquifoliaceae.